Molecule: messenger RNA, 189 nt
Organism: Bipolaris oryzae ATCC 44560
Lineage: Eukaryota; Fungi; Ascomycota; Dothideomycetes; Pleosporales; Pleosporaceae
Exons: 1
Source: RefSeq, a predicted model, not a curated record
GGCUUUGCCCCGGCAUCCGAGAUGAAGUUGUUGCAGUUAGUGCGUUAUCGGAUAGGGCCAUAUUCUGAGAUCUCGGGUACCGAAACACCCUGGGCUUGGAAGAACAACACAGGAUAUAAUGAUGACAAAAACCAAUCAGACAUUGAAACAAUUUUGAAUACUCAUUUCCAGCGGGAACUCCGAUUUUAA